AUGUCGGCAGUACGAGCUCAGGAAGACCAAGCCAGUGGAGAUAAAGAAGCAACACUCUGGUCUGGAGAUGAUUGUCCAGAAACAAAGACCAAUUGCUAUGCGACCACGACCAAACAAGAUGCAGCUCGGCAAGCUGACAUAGAGUUUCGCCAGAAGUUUGGAGAUGCCGGUCCCUUAGGUCUCUCUGGCUUCGCCUUUGCGACAUUUUUGACCGCCUUGGUCAAUCUCAAUGUUCACGGCGUCACUAUUCCGAAUAUUGUCAUUGGACCAGCUCUGGUUUAUGGAGGUCUUGCUCAACUACUUUCUGGCAUGUGGGAUAUUGCGAAUGGCAACACCGUCAGUGCAACUAUUGCCUGCUCAUAUGGCUGCUUCUGGAUCUCCUACGCUAUCAGUAUGAUCCCUUUCUUCAACGUCAGGGACGCUUACCCCAGCGAUGCGGACUACAACCAUGCCAACGGGCUCUUUCUGACGGGAUUCUUUAUCUUCUCAGUGGCUAUAACUCUGUGCACUAUGAAGUCAAACGCCUUUUCUCUGACGCUUUGCGUUCUCGUGAACUGCACCUGGCUCUUGCUUGGACUAGCCAAUCUCUGUACUGAAGAGUCGGGAGCUCCCAAUAAAGUGCUGCUCAAAUGUGGCGGGGCUACUGGCUUGUUGGUUUCAUUUACCGCUUGGUACCUCAUGUAUGAGGGCCUGGCAAACAGACAGAACAGAAUCAUGGCACCCACUCACGCAUCUGCCCUGGUAAUGGGUGGCGCAGGAUUCAGUUACCAACUCACCCCAAAGCCUGAGUCCCUUCCUAUCGUCGACAUCCUCCUCCGCGCCUUCGAACUUGGGGUGCGCACUAUCGACACUUCGCCAUACUACGAGCCCUCAGAGCAGCUUAUGGGAGCCGCCCUCUCUGACUCGCGCAUCACUUCCAAAUACAAGCGCAGCGACUAUGAACUCAUGACUAAAGUCGGUCGUAUCAUGGAGCACGAGUUCAACUACUCACCAGAGUGGAUCCGAAUAUCUGUUGCACGAUCGAUGGAGCGCUUCCAGACUACCUAUCUGGAUGUUGUCUUCUGCCAUGAUGUCGAGUACGUUCCUGUAGAGGAGGCGGUCACUGCUGUUGGUGUGCUGCUAGAGUUCCAGCGCGAGGGUUCUGUUUUGCGAGUUGGUAUCUCGGGCUACGACAUCGACGUCCUAGCAAAAAUUGCCACGCUCGCAAAAGAGCGUUACGGACGACCUGUGGAUGUUAUACAGACUUGGGCUCAACUCACUCUUCAAAACACACAAGCCGAAACUAGAGGUUUUGCUCAAUUCCGCGCCGCCGAUGUGAAGUCAGUCUUUUGCUCAAGUCCUUUGGCAGUUGGACUUCUCAGAACUGGCGGAAUUCCCGUGGGCUUGACAGGCGAUUGGCACCCUGCGCCUCAAGGCUUGAGAGCUGCUGCGGCUGAAGCAGCGAAGUGGGUGGAUGAGAACGGAAACGGGGAGAGCCUUGCAUUCCUGGCGAUGCAAUAUGCUAUUUUGAAGGCCAAGCAGAAUUGCGAUGCUUCGUUUGAGGUGUCUACGAUUACAGGAAUCAGCACUAUGUCUGACUUGGAGCAGAAUGUUGCAGCUGCAAAGGCCAUUCUUAAGACAGCGAAAGAAUCCGAGAGUUUGCAAGACUAUACCGAGCUGGAUUCGCAAGCGGUGGAGAGUCGAUCUGGACUGUAUGAGCGUGUUCGAUCAAUGCUUGGAACGUGGGUAGACUACGAUUUUACAGCGAAGAACGCGAAGGAAUAA
Messenger RNA from Fusarium coffeatum, 1764 nucleotides. RefSeq lists its product as uncharacterized. Bases 1 to 1764 code for a protein of 587 amino acids. Gene Ontology annotation, biological process: dehydro-D-arabinono-1,4-lactone biosynthetic process. The transcript has 4 exons. The record is from RefSeq and is a predicted model, not a curated record. NCBI's taxonomy places the organism in Eukaryota, Fungi, Ascomycota, Sordariomycetes, Hypocreales, Nectriaceae. Gene Ontology annotation, molecular function: D-arabinose 1-dehydrogenase [NAD(P)+] activity. Gene Ontology annotation, cellular component: membrane; cytosol.